AUGUUGACAUGUGCAACAAAGAAAAAGGUUGCAGCAGCUGAAGCAACAAGUGCAACAAACAACAACAAUUUAGAAGCUGAAGCAACUAGUGCAGCUAACAACAGCAAUGCAGAAGCUGAAGCAAGCACUUCUAAGCCCAAGAAGAGAAGAAAUUCCCAUUCCCACCCUCAAUUCUCAUUUACCAAACACCCCCUAAGUAGCGGCUCUCACACCAUUCUUAACCAUAAAGGAACCGAGCCUGAAGGCGUCAAAUGGGGAGAAUAUUGGGCUAAUGGUGCCGCUGAUGAUACCACUGCUCGUAAGUGGGUUGUCGCAUUUGAUACUACUGCCGGAAAGGCUUACAUUGAAGCAGGACCAAUGGGUCCGGUUGAUUGGAAUGUAGUUGAAGUGAAACUGAUUAUGUCCAGAUGCAUAUCAAAGCACACUUAUCCCAUUCUUGGAGGCAAUGUACUGGCUGCGAUCGAUGGUUUCAAGGCAUAUGCAGAAUUCCGCUAAACGAUAGAGCUUGCCGAGCCGCUGAAAGCAACGUUACUAUAUGGUUUAUGACUUUUAUGUGUUGCACUACGAGUUUACUACAUUGCUUUAGCUGUCAAUCAAGAGCUAUAUUCGCAAUUACUUAAUUUCCUUUUUUAUACCAACUACUA
Chenopodium quinoa (quinoa) is the source of this 644-nucleotide messenger RNA. RefSeq lists its product as uncharacterized. The transcript has 3 exons. The coding region runs from base 1 to 495 and encodes 164 amino acids. NCBI's taxonomy places the organism in Eukaryota, Viridiplantae, Streptophyta, Magnoliopsida, Caryophyllales, Amaranthaceae. The record is from RefSeq and is a predicted model, not a curated record.